UCCGCCCGGCACGGCAGCGGCGCAGGCGCGGCUCGGCCAUGGCGGCGGCCGUGGAGCGCCGCCUCGCCCAGUUCCGCGCCGCCCGCGGCAGCGCUGCCGCCGCUCCGCGCCCCGCCGAGGCGCCGGGAGAGGCCGCGGCUCCGGAGGCCGCCGAGGGACCGCGGGCAGCCGCGGCGGGCCCGGGCGGCGGCGCUGAGGUCCGUCCCGGCGCGGCGGCGGCGGCUCCGGUGUGGGCGCGCCCGCUGCUGCUGAAGGUGCUGCUGUGGGCCGUACUGCUGGCGCUGUUCGCGGAGCUGGAGCUCGGGCUGCCCUACUUCGUGCUCUCCCUGCUCUACUGGAUGUACGCCGGCACCCGCGGCCCCGCGGAGCGGCGGCCCGGCGAGCUCAGCGCCUACUCCGUCUUCAACCCCGGCUGCGCCGCCAUCGCCGGGACGCUGCGGGCCGAGCAGCUGGAGCGGGAGCUGCUCCACCGGCCCGCCGCGGGCAGGUAGCGCCCGGCCCGGCCCGAGGGGGCAAUGGAACGGCGUUUGUUCCUAUGCAAAAAUCCGCCUGAGCCUUACUGCUGGCCCCGCGUCCCCCGGCGCCGGCCGGUCCCCAAUAAAGCCGUAGCAAAGCCUGC
This is a messenger RNA of Prinia subflava (tawny-flanked prinia), 619 nucleotides long. RefSeq names its product SAYSVFN motif domain containing 1 (gene SAYSD1). The record is from RefSeq and is a predicted model, not a curated record. Bases 39 to 491 code for a protein of 150 amino acids. The transcript has 2 exons. NCBI's taxonomy places the organism in Eukaryota, Metazoa, Chordata, Aves, Passeriformes, Cisticolidae.